AUGCCUAGUCAUGGUGUGCCACGGUAUAAACCCGUCGAGAAGUCCGCCGAAGAGCGACAGCAGGAGCAACAAAAGAUAGAUACGUAUCGCGAUCUUGAGCGCUCAGUCUCCGAAAAGGUGGCCGAACAUGAAUACAGCCUUGACACACUGAAGAAGAUCUCCGAAUUGCUGUCCAAGAAUCCCGAGUACUACACCGCGUGGAAUUAUCGCCGGCGAGUGCUGCGGUUUCAAUUCUCCCAAGAAGACCCGGAUGGGAAUACUGAGCAAACUCUACAGCUGAUCUCGAAUGAUUUGCAGUUUCUGAUUCCCCUUCUCAAAAGCUUCCCCAAAUGCUACUGGAUCUGGAACUAUCGUUUGUGGCUGCUGGAUGAAGCUCGCCGCCUUUUACCCCUUGCUCAGGCACGAAAAAUGUGGCAGCAAGAGCUUGCCCUUGUGGGAAAGAUGUUGACCCUUGAUAGCCGGAACUUCCACGGGUGGGGUUACCGGCGCUUCGUGGUUGAGACCUUGAAAGCGCUUGGCACCGCCGAAGAAGCGCGGGGCAUGACCCAAACUGAAUUCGAGUAUGCAAAAAAGAUGAUCGGCGCCAAUCUUUCGAACUUUUCCGCGUGGCAUUACCGCACCAAGUUGAUUCAAUCACUCUUGGAUGAGCAAUCUGCCAGCGACGAAGAGCGGAAGAGGAUGUUGGAUGACGAGCUGUCACUUAUUCACCAGGCGUUUAUCGAUCCCUACGAUCAGUCACUCUGGUUUUACCACCAAAAUUUGAUGAGUGUGUUUGAUCCGGAGAUGGCUGAGCGUACUAUGGCUCCCCGUCUAAGCUCAUCCGAACGCUUGGAAUAUAUCCGAAGUGAGAUUGAGGAGAUCCAGGAGAUGCUUGACGGGGCAGAAGACUGUAAGUAUAUCUACCAGGCGUUGAUUGAGUACACUCUGCUCGCAUCUCGAGUGGGAGAUGGUCUGUCUAGUGAGGAUCGGGAGCAGAUUCUGAGCUGGCUCUCAGAGUUGAAAACGUUAGACCCAUUGCGACGUGAGAGGUGGCUCGACCUCGAAAAGACACUCUGA
Penicillium brevicompactum is the source of this 1056-nucleotide messenger RNA. RefSeq names its product Rab geranylgeranyltransferase BET4. The transcript has 4 exons. Gene Ontology annotation, cellular component: Rab-protein geranylgeranyltransferase complex; cytoplasm. Gene Ontology annotation, molecular function: Rab geranylgeranyltransferase activity. The record is from RefSeq and is a predicted model, not a curated record. Gene Ontology annotation, biological process: protein geranylgeranylation. NCBI's taxonomy places the organism in Eukaryota, Fungi, Ascomycota, Eurotiomycetes, Eurotiales, Aspergillaceae. Bases 1 to 1056 code for a protein of 351 amino acids.